Elgaria multicarinata webbii is the source of this 447-nucleotide messenger RNA. It is a transcript of the gene C7H8orf88, whose product is annotated as chromosome 7 C8orf88 homolog. The record is from RefSeq and is a predicted model, not a curated record. The coding region runs from base 1 to 402 and encodes 133 amino acids. NCBI's taxonomy places the organism in Eukaryota, Metazoa, Chordata, Lepidosauria, Squamata, Anguidae. Gene Ontology annotation, molecular function: eukaryotic initiation factor 4E binding. Gene Ontology annotation, cellular component: cytoplasm. Gene Ontology annotation, biological process: negative regulation of translational initiation. The transcript has 5 exons.
AUGGAAACAAAAAGACUAAUUGGUAAGCCCCUCCAGCCAGCAAGACCUGUGCGCCACCUGUCUCCCCAUGCGUCCUUUCCCACAGUAUCAGCAACCACUUUCAGCUUUCAGGCUAAGUUUCCAUGCAGCACUCCUGUAUGUUUGCAUAAUGAAAUUAGUUCGAUGUGUAAAACUAAUGGAAUGCUGACCUUAAAUGAAACUCUGGUUCCUAAUCUAUCAGAGCAACAUAAACCUGAAGUCAGAAAAGAAAGAAUAACAUAUAGUAGAGAUUUCCUUUUGAAGCUUUCAAGGGUUUCUCUUGCCAAAAAGAAACCAGAAUUUCUUCCUGAUCAUCCUGUUGUACUUGAAAAACCAAAAAACUACAAUUUACUACCCGCUGCAAGCAAUGAUAGGUCUUUCUGAAGGAAUGUGUCUUUUUUUUCACCACUACAAAUUAAGGAAAAGUGA